Messenger RNA from Blastomyces gilchristii SLH14081, 3138 nucleotides. Its product is annotated as Ulp1 protease. Bases 1654 to 2472 code for a protein of 272 amino acids. Gene Ontology annotation, biological process: proteolysis. The record is from RefSeq and is a predicted model, not a curated record. NCBI's taxonomy places the organism in Eukaryota, Fungi, Ascomycota, Eurotiomycetes, Onygenales, Ajellomycetaceae. Gene Ontology annotation, molecular function: cysteine-type peptidase activity; deNEDDylase activity. The transcript is spliced from 7 exons.
UUUUUUUUUUUUUUUUUUUUUCUUUUUUUUUUUUUUUUUUUUUUUUCUCUUUUGUCUAGCUCAUAUUCCCCAACCAAUUCCCUUGUCCCCUUGUCCUCUAGCCAUUUCAGAAACAUGCCGAACAUUGUUAUAUUUUUCCCCCUUCUCCUUUUUCUUUUCAUCUCGUAUUCUUCUUUUGAUCUCCUACAUGGAGCAGUGCAAUGCAAGAUUCCCUUAGCACAGUCCUGUCAGAUACCCAGCCUUGACGCACCGGGGCGAGCGGUUCCUGAUAUGUUGAUUGGUGGCUGCUCGUGUUGUCUUGUGUCCGUCCACAUUUUGAACCCCCCUUUAAUCCUACAAAUAACGGAUCCUGCUUAGUGUGGCCUGGAUCCCUUGUUGCUUUUCUCAACUUUUUGACAUACAGCGUUAUAUGCCGUUUCUUUCAUUUCCUCUAUAGUGACUUCAUAUAAUGGUUUAACAUUCUCGCAUUGGCGUUAAGUUUUUAUUUGGGCUUUCCGACUAUGUCUUUUUAUUUCUUCAUUUUUCGUUGCUGUGUCUUUCCUUCCAUUCUAAUAUUUGUGCCUUUUGAUCCUAUGCGGCCCCUUAUUGCCUUCCCCGAAUAAGGAAUGCGACGGGAUGACGUACGGGUGAAUUGAAUGCGAAUGGGAUGCUCCAUGUUAAAAGUACGACGGAUGAAGGGCAGCGGAUUGAUUGUUAUGAACAGCAUGAGAUAGCAUGUCGUGUACCUAGUCUUGCGGGAACUGGCAAACCCCUGUAACGCCACACUUGAGCCUAAACGUUUCCAUCAGCAAAAGAGGCGAAGAUAAGACUCCCAUCUUUUGUCUAGUAGAGGGGGAGGGAAUAGCUUGAAGAAGAGGAUAUGAAAUUACUAGAUCAGCCUGUGAAAAUCAGAGGAGUCAAUGAAGUAAAUACAUACUCCAAUAUGCAGAAUAACAGCUCCGUGGCUAGUGUGUUUGUUUUCCUGCAGAACCGCCGUCCCUGCUGUCUUGGCAUCGCCUCGGCCCGCGAACUCCAUCGUGGGAUCAAAGAAGCUUGCCCCUAGCCUGGUUCACUGGGAAGGAAGAUAUAUAGACUAUAACGGACAGGACACUCGACUCCCCAGUUACUCAUCUCCCGCCCCCCGUGGUCUCUGCAUGCAACGUCGCUUGAUUUAUCUCUAUACAAAAUCUUAAUACCUAAUAUCUUCUUGUUUCAUUUCUUACUCGUCCUCAGUCUAUUCAUUAUUCCAACCCCCACCUCUAGAUACUUGUAGUGUUCCGCCCCUCUCUCUCCCCCCCUCGCCACCUCUCAUCCUCACCAUUCCGUCUCACCAGCAGAUCAGUCAAUCGCCCGGACGAACGCCCUCUGAGCCUCAUCGUACGAACUUGAGCAUCGAAUCCCCCUCACGACAAAACUAACACGCUUGUCUCCCAUAACUGCCGCCUUCCGACUUGCUCCUAUUCCUCUACAAUCCCUCCGCUUCUCCUAAGCGCCUAGUGCUAGAAAUCAGAAUCGACAUCAGGGAAUCCCCAUCACAAUCCAUUCCUGCUGCGUCUAGCUCGUGCUGGGAAGAGACACACAUAAACUAAAUAUCUACAUCACACGACGGGCACUACUACACUGUACUACUAGCUACCUAACCUUGCACUACACCGGCAGCCUACAACGAUAACAAUGGGCGAAGGCGGCUUCAACCGCUUCAAGGAUCGGAUGAGAGGCCGAUUUGGCGAUUCGUCGAGUCCGGACGAUGCAUAUCUUAGCUAUCAUGAUGUUCGCUUAACAAAUGAAGAUAUAUAUACCCUCAAGACGGAUUGGUUGACAGAUAAUGUUAUUGCAUUCUGGGAAGAGUACCUGGAACGCGAAUUCCUCGUCAACUACCAAUCUGCCAAUAUUGUCCUUCUCCGACCAAGCAUGUCCUUUAUGCUACUUCAAACUCCAGACCCCCGCACGCUCCGCGAUGUACUACCCGACUUCACCAAAACCAGUCACAUCUUCCUCCCCAUCAACGACUGCCGCAACGUCAACGAGGCCGAAGGCGGCACCCACUGGUCUCUUCUGCUCGUAUCCGUCGUGGAUGGCGUCGCCUUCCAUUAUGAUUCACUCCCGCCUGGAAAUUGCGACGAAGCGCUCCAAGCCACACAGAAGCUAUCCCACCUCCUGAACAAACAACUCCGCUUCAUCCACCUCGACGACUCACCAGUGCAGGAGAACAGCAGUGACUGCGGCGUCUUCGUGUGCCUACACAUGCGCCAUCUGCUCCUCAAACGGCUGCUGAUGGCCAAUUCUUCGGAGAAGAUCAGCAUGAGUCUCAGGGGCAUGAGGGUGAACGCGAACAACGGACGCAAGGAGAUUGUUCGCAUCAUCGAGCGGUUCAGGAAGAAGGGACAACGGCGUAGAUCGUCCAGUGUAAAUGCAAGUUCAAAUUCCAACUCCAACGGUACAUCCGAUAGCCAGCGCGAGAAGAGAUCGAGAAGCCCGCCGCGAGUGGAAUGAUCGUUCCACCAGUCUCCGUUCCGAACAUUGCGUUGGAUUUUCUUUUUAUUUUAUCUUAUUCAUCUUAGUGUCCUCCGUCCCUUCCGUUUUUGGUUAUGAUGAUAUGACGGCCUGGGUAUGAUACCUGAUACGCGUGUAAUGCCAGUCAAGCCGCCGCAUUAUCCUUAUGUGUCUUUGCUUGCCUUUUUGGAUUCCGUGUGGGUGAGAGAAUUAUCUCGGGGAGGGUUUGUUGAAAAAGAGCAAAGGGGCAAAGGUAGUUGGCUCUAAUUUUAAUCAUUUUUAAUAACUCUCUAUCUAGGGGGUUUCGUCGGAGUAUGCUUGGAUGUUUCCUGGGUAUCGGUGGCACGGGUGCAGGUCAAAUUAAUUGGUUUUAUUGGGACUAAUUUCUUUCCCCAUGUUUUUUUUCCUUGGUUCUUUUGCAACUACCUAAUUUUUGUUUUGAUAGCGCGGGUGGUAUUGUAUGCCGUCGGCAAGGGGGGAGAAAACCUCAAUUUUUUUUCCCCCUCUUGGCUCCGUUUUACGCAUAGAUAUAACAGGAAAAUAGCAGGUUCUCUCAUUCCAAAAUAAAAAUAAAAUAAAAAUAAAAAAACGUCGCGAGAUAAGGUUUAAUCACAACUUUUUCAUGGAGGGGAAAGGAGGAGAAGAAGAAGAAGAAGAAGAAGAAGA